AUGCUGUGCCUGCUGGGACUGCACGUCGAAUCCUCCCUGGCGUGCCAUGUCUUCCACAAGGCGCUCAAGAGCUCGAGGGUUUCGACUGGCGAGGUGGUGAACUUGGUCACCUCGGAUGUCCGGCAAGUCGGGUGGUUUUGCUGGGAGAUCCACAGCGUUUGGACGCUACCACUCGAAGCACUGCUCGGUUUGAUCAUCCUCUACAGAGACGUCGGGCUUGCGAGCUUUGCAAGCGUUGGAGCGCUGAUCGCUUGCACACUCUGCAACGUUCCACUCGCAAGUAUUCAAGAGAAGUCGCAAGGCAAGAUGAUGCGAGAGCGGGACUGCCGGAUGAGAGCUACUGCCGAGUCUCUGCGAAGCAUGAGAACUCUCAAGCUUCAUGGAUGGGAGGAGAGUUUCUUGCGCAAGAUCGAGCGCCUCCGAGCUGCUGAGUACGCCCAUCUCUCCAGAUACUCUUACGUCCAAGCACUGUCAAAGUACGUUUUUGCCACUGCUCCGUCGGCCAUGGCUGUGGUUGCUGUCGCGUUGAUGGCAAAGCUCCAGCCGGGGAAGAUCCUUUCGGCAGUCGCAGUGUUUCGGAUGCUGCAAAGCAUGCAGGACGGGAUCCCGGAUUUCAUUAGCUCUCUGGUGGGAGUUCGUGUCUCCAUGCAGCGGUUGUCCAAGUUUUUCGAGGCCAGCGAAGUGGAAUCGAGGCCAGAGUUUACAGGUUGUGGUGGUGCUGCUGCUGCUGCUGCGAUCGAAGUAAGAGCGGCCAGUUUCAGCUGGGACAGGGAUCCAGAGCAUCCAACUUUGAAAGACAUAAACUUGGAGGUUCCCAAGAGAUGUUUCGUGGCGAUCACUGGAGCCGUUGGUUCUGCCAAGUCGAGCCUCCUUUCGUGUAUCCUGGGACAGAUGCCAAAGCUUUGUGGAGAGGUGAUUGUGAGAGGCACAACUGCUUACGUUUCUCAGUCGGCAUGGAUACAGCAUGCUACCGUGAAGGAGAACAUCUUGUUCGGGAGCGAGAUGAACAAGGAAAAGUAUGACAAGAUCAUCUCUUCUUGCCAGCUCAAGAGAGACUUGGAGAUGCUAACCCAUGGCGACGAGACACGCAUUGGCGAUCGAGGUGUGACACUGAGUGGGGGACAAAAGCAAAGACUCCAGCUCGCAAGAGCCAUGUACAAGGAUGCUGAUAUCUAUCUCCUGGAUGAUCCUCUCAGUGCUCUCGACACUCAAACAUCCAGGGACAUUCUCAAGGAAUGUAUCCAAGGGAUUCUGUGCACGAAGACCGUUCUACUUGUGACGCAUCAUCUUCAGUCCAUCCAAAUGGCCGACAAAGUGAUCGUAAUGGCGAACGGGAGCUUAUCAGUGGACUGCGCAGAGCAAAGCCGAGCGGCAGCAGAGAGUGCAACAAUGGAUGAGUCUUCCAAUCAGGAUCGAAAGGAAGAUCCAGCCGAGAUCCAGCAAAAGUUGGAAGAGCCAGAGGCAGCCGAGCAAAGGGAGUGUGGAAGUGUGAGCGGGGGCGUCUACUGGGCCUAUCUAACAUCAGUCUAUCGAGGAGGUCUCAUUCCAGUGAUCUUAGUGUCACUGGCUAUUUAUCAAGGCUCGCAAGCAGCCGCGACAUGGGAAGUUGCGAGGCCGAGAACUUCCGAGGCAAAGCUUGUCAUGGUUUUCGGUUUGCUCUCUUUGGGAAGCUCGCUGGCUUCACUCUGCCGAGUCUUGCUUGUCGCCGUGGUGGGAUUGAAAACUUCACAGAAAUUCUUUCUCGGCAUGUACCGCUCGGUGUUCCUCGCUCCUAUGUCGUUCUUCGACACUACUCCGAUCGGAUGUAUCUUAAAUCGUGUAAGCAUGUCUUUCAGCUCUCUCGCUAAUCUUUUUCUUGCUCGAUGGUGUGUGCUUGCAGGCUUCUACAGACCAAACCUCGGUAGAUAUCUCUGUGCCGCUGAGAUUGUCCGAGCUAGCCGGCUACAUGACCGAGCUCGUUACAAUAAUUGUCAUCGUUUCAUUUGUUUCGUGGCAUGUCCUCCCGGUCUUCGCGUUUCUAGCUUCUGUGGCUUACUACCUCCAGGUAUUUGCUCUUGA
Selaginella moellendorffii is the source of this 2058-nucleotide messenger RNA. Its product is annotated as ABC transporter C family member 13. Gene Ontology annotation, molecular function: ATP binding; ABC-type transporter activity; ATP hydrolysis activity. The transcript is spliced from 4 exons. Lineage: Eukaryota; Viridiplantae; Streptophyta; Lycopodiopsida; Selaginellales; Selaginellaceae. The coding region runs from base 1 to 2058 and encodes 685 amino acids. Gene Ontology annotation, cellular component: plant-type vacuole; vacuolar membrane. The record is from RefSeq and is a predicted model, not a curated record. Gene Ontology annotation, biological process: transmembrane transport.